Conger conger (European conger) is the source of this 3478-nucleotide messenger RNA. RefSeq names its product potassium channel tetramerization domain containing 10 (gene kctd10). Gene Ontology annotation, molecular function: ubiquitin-protein transferase activity; protein binding. Lineage: Eukaryota; Metazoa; Chordata; Actinopteri; Anguilliformes; Congridae. The record is from RefSeq and is a predicted model, not a curated record. The transcript has 7 exons. Gene Ontology annotation, cellular component: Cul3-RING ubiquitin ligase complex. Gene Ontology annotation, biological process: negative regulation of Rho protein signal transduction; protein ubiquitination; protein homooligomerization. Bases 180 to 1112 code for a protein of 310 amino acids.
GGCGAAGGAAAUUGAUGGGUAGUUCGCUAGCUGCGGUUCUCCAUUUUCUUUUAAUUCUUGACGUUCGCUCAUUAUCCGAAGUGAAAACGGUCGAAUUUGAAAGUAGAUGGUAAACUGAUAUAUAAAGUAACGUUAGGCGUGUUAAUCAUGGCGUGUUUCGCUUGCUAGCUGAGGAAGAGAUGUCGGGAGAAAGUGUGGUGAGCUCGGCGGUGCCAGCAGCUACAACGCGGACCACCUCCUUCAAGGGUUCCAGUCCCAGCUCCAAGUAUGUGAAGCUGAACGUGGGCGGUGCGCUCUACUACACCACCAUGCAAACCCUCACCAAACAGGACACCAUGCUGAAGGCCAUGUUCAGCGGCAGGAUGGAGGUGCUGACCGACAGCGAAGGGUGGAUCCUGAUCGACCGCUGCGGGAAGCAUUUCGGGACCAUCCUGAACUACCUGCGGGACGGGGCCGUGCCCCUCCCGGAGAGCCGGCGGGAGAUCGAGGAGCUGCUGGCCGAGGCCAAGUAUUACCUGGUGCAGGGCCUGGCGGACGAGUGCCAGGCUGCGCUGCAGAACAAAGACACCUAUGAGCCCUUCUGUAAAGUGCCCCUGGUGACAUCAUCCAAGGAAGAACAGCGGCUCAUUGCCACCUCCAACAAGCCUACCGUCAAACUCCUGUACAACAGAAGCAACAACAAGUAUUCAUACACGAGCAACUCGGACGACAACAUGCUGAAGAACAUCGAGCUCUUCGACAAGCUGUCGCUGCGCUUCAACGGGCGUGUGCUCUUCAUCAAGGACGUGAUCGGGGACGAGAUCUGCUGCUGGUCCUUCUACGGGCAGGGCCGCAAGAUCGCCGAGGUGUGCUGCACCUCCAUCGUGUACGCCACGGAGAAGAAGCAGACCAAGGUGGAGUUCCCUGAGGCCAGGAUCUACGAGGAGACCCUGAACAUCCUCCUGUACGAGUCCCAGGACGGCCGGGGCCCCGAUAACGCCCUGCUGGAGGCCACGGGGGGCGCGGCCGGACGGUCCAACCACCUGGACGAGGACGAGGAGCGGGAGCGCAUUGAGCGUGUGCGCCGUAUCCACGUCAAACGCCCUGACGACCGCACGCACCACCACCAGUGAUCCCCCCCCGCGCCCUGACGACCGCACACCACCACCAGUGAUCCCCCCCGCGCCCUGACGACCACACACACCACCACCAGUGAUCCCCACGCGCCCUGACAACCGCACACCACCACCAGUGAUCCCCCCCCGCGCCCUGACGACCGCACACCACCACCAGUGAUCCCCACGCGCCCUGACGACCGCACCCACCACCACCAGUGACCCCCCCCACACCCUGACGACCGCACCCACCACCACCAGUGAUCCCCCCCACGCCCUGACGACCACACACACCACCACCAGUGACCCCCCCCCACACCCCGCCCCCACGCCCCGUGCCUUACACUGACCAGCGCUUCGCCUCUUGCCUUGCCCGCACAUACAAACACACACACCCCACAGCCACUGGGGAAGAGAGGCACAGACUUCACCGUCUCUAACAGACUCAGUUCCAGUGCCCACCGCAGAUGCAGCCAUUUGCUCUUCUAUACAAAUGUUUUAAAAGAAACACUUUAAAAAAAAAACAAAAAACAAACAAAAAACCUCACACACCGUUUUGCAAAUUUCUGUUAUCGUGGGUGGGUUAUGGGGGGGGGGGUGGUUUGUCUCAGUGGGGGUGAGAGGGUCGUUCCCUUUUCUCAAACAAAGUACAACAACAAAACAAAACAAAAAACAGUGUUCAAUACAACAGCGGCUCAAAGGAUGCAAGCGUUUGGGGAAGGCAGCAGGCUCUCCUUUCAGUAACUGCUGUUUCUACCCCCUCGAGCAGCUGUUAAAAUCCAAGCAAUUUUAAAAAGCUUCAAAAGGAACGGGGCGAAUCCUUCCGAGACUGCAGCAGGCCCCCCGAGUGUUCCAAAAAAACGCACGGAACGCAUUCCUGAGCACUCCUGUCCUGUGUGCCGUUCUGGUGAUCGAAUUCAUUUGUGUUUGGGUUUUAUUGAUUCUGUGGACGAGGGGCUGUUUUGCCAGACGAAACUAAUUUGAGCGGUGUCCUCGUGACGGUUGCAGCCUGUGUGGGAUUAAGCAAAGAUACGGAAAUGUGUUCUGAAAUUGGGCGGGGAGAUAUUUAAGGGCUUGCCUUGAUUUGAGGUUCUUUCACCUUUAAAUUCCUGUAUUUAAAAAAAAAAAAAAAAAAAAAAAACACCAAAAAAAAACAUUGAGGAUCUGAAUUUGUUUUUGCCCAGCAAGUUGAAAGGUCUGCAUCUGGUGGUAUGUUUAAAAUACCAUUACUAUUAUUAUAGUACAUAAUAACAUCCCUGUGUUAUUAUAAUUGUGUGAUUAUCUGACCCAGGAUAAUCUGCACUCCAUACUCUGAAUAUAUCUGUGUGUAGUUGACGUGUCUGCUGAUGUUUUGAGUGAAUCCGUGUGCGUUGUGUGUGGCGUUGCCUUGUUUGUGCGUGACUCUGAAGUUUGUCGGACACGAGUAGCAGCUGGGCGCUCCUGGCCACAGGUGUCCAGAGGUGAAGGCAUUUUAAACGGUUUUGGCUUUUAUUGUGCCGUGUUUAACUGUCGUUUAACGUAACGUAUCAUGAAUGGAAUGUGUGCGCCGGAAAUGUGAGAGGGAAACGGCCAUUGUGCUUUGUUGUCGGGUCUCGUGUCGGAGGGUGCGGUUUAAUGCAGUCUGCCGGGAAAGCAGAAGGAUUAGAGGAGAACGGUGAGUUUGAGUGUCUCGGAGGUAUCUUUAAGUGUCGGGUGGUUUGUGUCUGAAGCUACGUCCUCUAGGACAGCUUGUCUGCGAAGGUUGCUAAGAGACUGCAGCAAGGAGACCUGUACUACAGAGAAAGUGCUGCUGUUCAACAGCAGAGGGCAGCGUGUGAAAGGAGAAAUGAAAGUGCUCCUUUUACAGUUUUGUGGACCGGAUAAGCGGUCUCCCACAAUCACUGUAGGAACAGGCUCGCUGUCUAAUCGCGUCAGUUCUUUGGCCGCGUUUAGCUUCUCGGUUACUCUAAGCUGGGGGGCCGGAGCGGUCGGUGGCCGGCGUUUCUUUGUUCGGUUGCCUAAAUUCUCGUCGGGCUCAGCGUGGAAGUUUUUAAAAGAGGAGAAUUUGAGCCUUGGAGUGAGGUGUUAAAUAAUACCCGGCUGAUUGAAUAAUUCCUCCUGUUUGGAAACAGGAGACCGAAGACUUAAAACGGAAACCGGACGCCGCGCUCCAGGGGCUAGGAGGGUCCGCUGUAAGUGGGAGCCAUACAGUUGGAGGGGGGGGGUUUGCUUCUUUACAGUGUUCACAAAGAAAUGUACGUACAUUUUGUUAGAUGACUGAGACGUAUUUUUUACAAUCAUCACACGUAGAAGAAAAAAAAAAUCUCUUUGUACAGAUAUGCACAGAGAAAUGUUUUACUUAUAUUUAUACCUACAUUAUCUCAAUAAAGAUUUAUACCAGAGAA